AAUGUACCGGUUUGGUUCAUUAGUAUAUACUCUGCGAAUCUUCUUAAAUGGCUCUUUGUGUAGCUGAAGCGUCGUCGUUUGGCAUACAGAGUGGUUGUCUUGCUCUCUCUUGUUACUUCCGCUGCCAACAAAUGGAGCUGUCGUCUGCUGCUUCCGCCAUGUUUAGUCAAUCCUCGGCUCAGCUUGUGAGACCUAACUUCGGGUUUACGCUCUCUCUUCCUCGGAAAGCAUCGAUCGCUUCUUCUUCUUCUUCGCUUCCCCGAUUUUUGCGGAUGGAAUCUCAGUCUCAGUCUCAGUCUCAGCCUCAGCCUCACCAAUCUAUCUCCUGCGCUUCUUCACCAAGCAAUAAUAACAUUUCCCAGGCAACUCUUUCUUCUUCCCUAGUCGAAUCAGCUCGAAUUGGAGAAGUGAAGAGAGUAACAAAGGAGACGAAUGUAUCAGUGAAGAUCAAUUUGGAUGGCACUGGAGUUGCAGAUAGCUCUACUGGAAUCCCUUUCCUUGACCAUAUGUUAGAUCAACUUGCUUCACAUGGCUUGUUUGAUGUUCACGUAAGAGCUACUGGUGAUGUUCACAUUGAUGAUCAUCACACCAAUGAAGAUAUAGCUCUUGCCAUUGGUACUGCUCUGUUAAAGGCACUUGGUGAGCGUAAAGGAAUUAAUCGGUUUGGUGACUUUACAGCUCCUCUAGAUGAAGCGCUUAUACAUGUUUCCUUGGACCUGUCUGGUAGACCAUAUCUUGGUUACAACUUGGAGAUUCCAACUCAGAGAGUUGGAAACUAUGACACUCAGUUGGUGGAGCACUUUUUCCAGUCUUUGGUGAAUACUUCCGGUAUGACACUUCACAUACGUCAGCUUGCUGGUGAAAACUCUCACCAUAUAAUAGAGGCGACCUUUAAGGCCUUUGCCAGGGCUUUACGACAAGCAACGGAGAAUGAUCCUCGCCGUGGUGGGACCAUACCAAGUUCAAAAGGAGUCUUGUCACGGUCCUGAGAGCUGAGCAAUCAGAAGAAAAGCUCCCAGAUUCACUCUUUAUUAUCGAGUUCAUCAUGAGUUAGAAAGUGAAUAGGGUGAAGAUCACACACUCUAGAAGAUGAUGGCUUCAUCUUUAUAGUUUUUUUGUUGAUGAAAGAGUGUUUUGUAUCUCUGCAUUUUGAAAAAUCUCUUACAACUGCUGUAUGCCAUGCAUCAAACUUAGAAACUUACUGCAAACUUUUUUUAACAAUUUGCUAGAAAAGUCAAAUACAUUAAAAGUUCUAUAAAUCUAUACUAUUAAAG
Eruca vesicaria subsp. sativa (arugula) is the source of this 1274-nucleotide messenger RNA. The record is from the annotation of a GenBank genome assembly. Lineage: Eukaryota; Viridiplantae; Streptophyta; Magnoliopsida; Brassicales; Brassicaceae.